UUUCCUCGCAUCUCUCCACCCUCCUAUUGUUCCAGUCAGUUUUACCAUUCAUCAUCGUCUUCCUCUUCGUUUUGAUCAAUCAUCAUCUCGCAUUUCUCUCUCUGUAACGAAACGAUGGCGUCGCCCAAGAAGGAGAGAGAGACCCAGGUUUACUUGGCCAAGCUCGCUGAGCAGGCCGAGCGAUACGAAGAAAUGGUUGAGUGUAUGAAGAAAGUUGCGAAACUUGACCUUGAGCUGACUGUAGAGGAGAGGAAUCUUCUUUCUGUGGGAUACAAAAAUGUCAUAGGUGCUCGAAGGGCCUCUUGGCGCAUCAUGUCUUCCAUUGAGCAAAAGGAAGAGUCUAAGGGAAAUGAGCACAAUGUCAAACUGAUCAAGGGUUACCGGGUGAAGGUGGAGGAGGAACUCUCCAAGAUUUGCGAUGACAUUCUGUCAAUCAUAGACAAGCACCUGAUCCCCUCUUCCUCCUCUGGAGAGGCCACUGUUUUCUACUACAAGAUGAAAGGUGACUAUUAUCGGUACCUUGCUGAGUUCAAGACCGAUCAGGACAGAAAAGAGGCAGCUGAGCAGUCACUCAAGGGAUACGAGGCUGCAUCAGCCACUGCAAACAAAGAUCUCCCUUCAACCCACCCAAUCCGUCUUGGUCUAGCCCUCAACUUCUCUGUCUUCUACUAUGAGAUUAUGAAUUCUCCCGAGAGGGCUUGCCAUUUGGCUAAACAGGCAUUUGAUGAGGCAAUUGCAGAGUUGGACACCUUGAGUGAGGAGUCAUACAAGGACAGCACCCUUAUCAUGCAAUUGUUGAGAGACAACCUCACUCUCUGGACCUCUGAUUUGCCUGAAGACGGAGGUGAUGACAACUUCAAAGGUGAAGAAUCCAAGCCUGCCGCCGAACCCGCAACUGCUAAGUAAAUCUUGCAGCAUUCACGGGCUUACCUGAAAUAGCCCAGAAAACGGCAAGCAAGACCUCUGCAAAAGGCGAUCUUUUAGCUUUUCUCACUCAGUUUUCGCGAGGGGAUUUGACUGAAGGACGUAGACAUAUUUUUUUUUUCGAUAUUAAUCCUUCUAGGUUCCAAAGAAAAUUAGGAUUUGAUCAAUUAUCUGUUCUUAUUUUUGUUUCUGGAUUGAUUGUUUUGUCUACGUGUUAAACUUCGUACGUUAAGAAAUGGAUUAUUUUCUCUUCUUUUUUACUUUUGUAGUCCCCUUGCUUGUCUUGCAAGUUUGAUAUAAACUAGACUUUUCCCAAUAUAAUAUGUAUUUUGUUAA
This is a messenger RNA of Malus domestica (apple), 1260 nucleotides long. Its product is annotated as 14-3-3-like protein GF14 iota. Gene Ontology annotation, cellular component: cytoplasm. Gene Ontology annotation, biological process: intracellular protein localization; signal transduction. The record is from RefSeq and is a predicted model, not a curated record. NCBI's taxonomy places the organism in Eukaryota, Viridiplantae, Streptophyta, Magnoliopsida, Rosales, Rosaceae.